Molecule: messenger RNA, 2753 nt
Organism: Zingiber officinale
Lineage: Eukaryota; Viridiplantae; Streptophyta; Magnoliopsida; Zingiberales; Zingiberaceae
Product: DDT domain-containing protein DDR4-like
Exons: 12
Coding region: 23-2263 (746 amino acids)
Biological process (GO): regulation of DNA-templated transcription
Cellular component (GO): RSF complex
Source: RefSeq, a predicted model, not a curated record
CCCAAUUCUUUUCUUUUCUCUCAUGGCCUCCGCUUCUUCUUCCCCAUGCCGUCGCCUCCUCCCUACUUCCUCGUCACCCUCCCUUGGCCUCUGCCCCGGCAUCGCACCCGCCACGCUGCAGCUCGAUCUCCCCUUCCGUUCUCGCUCCAUCCCUGCCAUGCCCGACGAUCCACCCGCCACGCCGUCCCCCGCUGCGGACGGAUCCCCUCCCCCCGCGGACGACUCUCGCCCGCGUCACUCCACCAAUGAACUCUAUCCCCGGAAAACUCGCUUGCCUCGUGCCUGUACCUCCCGUCCACCCUCCGCAGCCGCCUCUAGCCUCCCACCGCCGCCUGAGCGCCGCCUCACGCGCCGGGAGAAGGAGGAGCAGCAGAAGGCCGGGAGGGUGAUCACGCAGCUGGUCGAGCCUCCGUCACCACCGCAACUUCCCCGCUGGGAGCUCCGGUCCAUGUGGGAGCUUGCCUCCAUCCUCAACUUCCUUCAUGUUUUCAGACCUCUGCUGAACAUUGUUGCGGAGUUCUCAGCGGAGGAGCUCGAGACGGCGCUUUUGACGCCCAACAGCACUCUGGAUGACGUGCACAUGCCUCUCCUAAAGGUGAUUCCUCCAGUAACUCGCAUGGCUCUAGGGCGUGCAACUUGGAUUACUGUGCUCUGCCGAAAGUUAAGAGAUUGGUGGCACUGGGUUGCCGAUGGUGAGGUCCCAAUUGUUGCAUCUCACGGGACAGAGAUUGAGAAAUAUAAAAUGCUUCAGCCUAUGACAAGAGUGGUGAUUUUGAAGGCACUUUGUGACAUACGUGUUGAGCAAGAAGACAUUCGAACUUUUAUUGAUAAUUCUUUGAAAAAUGGCAUCCAACUUUCAACUUUUCGCAAAGAAAGGAUUGGUAGUGUUUCACAUGGGAUUUCCUAUUGGUAUGAAGAUGAUCCUAUUGUUGGUCAUAGAUUAUACCGUGAAAUUAGACGAGUUGAGACAAAAAACACCAGGGCAAAAAGAUCAUCAGCGACUCCCUCUACAUCUUUGCAGUGGGAAACUGUUGCAACUAACUUGGAUGAAUUUCAAGGAGUUUCUGAGAAGCUGUUUUCAAGUAAAAACAGAACGGAAGCCUCUCUUGGAAAGAAACUAAAAAUUGAUUGUCUGCCAGGGAUUGAGAAAAUUCAUAAAAAAAAGGAAAGAUUGUUCAAAAAGCAACACAGGGAAGCGAUCCUCCUUGAUAGCUUUGUGACUGCAGAUGGAAUUUCAUUAGGUCGCUCCCUUCGUGAUAGAAAACCUGUCACAUAUACAUUUGAUGACUAUGACCGCUCUAUCAGUGAAGCUAUUAAAAUCACCAAGAAAAGACAAUGCUCACCUGAAAAUGUUAGAAAAGUUGUUGCUGCGAGUCCUGAGUUAUAUGCAAAUGGUAAUUGGAAUGGACCUUCUCAAAUAGAUCCAACCGACAUUGAUGAUGCACAGUCCCCACAUUCAAAUGACAAAGAAGAAACUGAUGUUGACCAUCAGGAUGAGAAUCUCGACCGCAGGCAAAGAAAAAGACCUCAGAGAUAUUCAGAGAAAGAUUUUGUGAAUACCGUCUCAGAUAUUGAUGCAGAUUACGGCAGUGAUGAUGACAUAGUAGGGGAAGCAGUAUACGACGAUGAAUAUUUGAGAAGUAGAAAAAAGAGAAAGGCAUUGAGUGGUUCAGAGGGGGAUGAGGAAUAUCGUUGGGAGGAGGAAAAUGCUGAAGAUGAGGAAGAUGAGGAAGAAGAGGAAUAUUCUCUCAGUACGAGUGAAGAUAUGGAAGAGAAGUGGCAUAUUAAGAAGUUUCCAAGUCGAACUAGACGAGAAACAAAGUUGAGAUCGGUUGAUAAACUCCAGACAGGCCUAAGACGGAGCAAGAGAUCAAUGCGAUCGCAUAUAAAUUACCGACAGUAUGAGCAAUCUGAUACAGAUACUGAUUCAGCCAGACCAGCUGAUACAGAUACAGAUUCAGCCAGACCAGACAAUUCAAAUGCAACAGAUGAACAUUCUGAUGCAUCAGGCGAUCUAGAACUUUCAACGGCAAGUCAAGAUUCUGCUGAAGAAGGCAGCAAAGAAUUGGCAGAUAGAGAGAUGACUGUGGACCAUAUCGAGGAUGGACACAAUGAGCAGCAACAAGCAGUAGAAAAGAUGGAUAAUGACAGAGAGGAGUAUGGCCUCCAAAGACUAAGGUAUCUAGACCUUAACAAACUUGCCACCGGGACAAGUUUCGACGAAGGCCCAAGCACCAAAGAUGGAGAUGUGCAUGACUCCUAGGCCACAUGCUCGAUGAGCUGUGUGAUUGUUUGACUCCAUCCUCUCAACAUGCCGUUAAGCUAUCAGUGUGCAAAUCUGACGGUUGAAUUUAUGACUGUCAAUUCUCACAAGAUAAAGAAUGACAGUUGAGACAGACUUAUUAGCAAUCUCAGUUUUCUAAUUCACGGUUCGGAGAUCAGGCACCACUCGCCUUGGAUGUGAAGUACAGCUCAUUGGACCCUGUUCGACAUGUUUCAUGUGCAGUAUCCGUAAGCAGAUGAGCUCUCAGUAAUUGUUGCUUUUUCCUCUACGUAGAGGCACGACCCUUAUAAACCUUAGCUUAGAGGGUAUACCCAUGUAGCAAUUUUAGCGAGAGUCGAUAUUGAGUAAUUUUCAAGCUUUGUUCAUGUCUUGAUUAAUUCUACGGCCUGUUGAGCCAAUGAGCAACGUUGUUUCCAUAAAUGACAUGAUCGAUUUUCUGUUGAAUAGUUAUUUCCAUAAAUUGUGCUAA